Mycena citricolor is the source of this 620-nucleotide messenger RNA. The record is from the annotation of a GenBank genome assembly. NCBI's taxonomy places the organism in Eukaryota, Fungi, Basidiomycota, Agaricomycetes, Agaricales, Mycenaceae.
UUCCGGACGAGGCGCACUUCUGGGCACAUUCGAGGAAGUCAGCUGCAGCGAGUGGUCUGGCUCUGACGGCAGCCCUUUGUGGAAUGGAGGCUGUCUGAGCGGCGAGAACGCGUCCUUUUGGCCAAACACCGGUGGUUGCGGAAAUAAGGGGUCUGCACCCGGAUUCACUGGCGCCAAUGUGGUUGCUGCAAACCCCGCACCACCACCGGCGGCAGCGCCACCCGCAGCAAAGCCCUCAACGACUUCGACUUCGACCCAACAGGCGGCAAAGCCCACUUUGAAGACGACUGUCAGCAGCACAACCGCAGUACAAACAACCCUGACUACUUCCACUCCUGCUAAGACAAUUGCAAACUUGACGAGCUCGACCACUGUCUCCACGACCUCUUCAGCGUCGCGCGCGGGACAAACUGUGUCGCGCCACCAGUGCUCAGCUCACGGCCAUCCCAAGCGCGAUCUUUGAUACAUCGCGUCUGAUAAUAGCUGUUCGAUGUAGAAUCGCUCGAUCGCGGCUACACACACUCUUUCCUCAUCACUCUCUUUUAUACCACUACUACACACCUCCAGUAGGCAGCCCUGUCAGCACGUAGACCGUCCUCGUGACAGCCCAUAUAUGAGCG